This is a messenger RNA of Camellia sinensis, 2042 nucleotides long. RefSeq names its product ankyrin repeat family protein. Gene Ontology annotation, molecular function: protein binding. The record is from RefSeq and is a predicted model, not a curated record. Gene Ontology annotation, cellular component: ubiquitin ligase complex; cytoplasm. NCBI's taxonomy places the organism in Eukaryota, Viridiplantae, Streptophyta, Magnoliopsida, Ericales, Theaceae.
UUUUAAUCUCCCUCCAGCAUUCUUCCUCUGUCCACUCCUCACCUCAAUCAAAAACCCUAGUCAGCAAGCAAUGUUGGCUGGCAUUAACUUCCAUGUCUUCCAAUCCAUAUCAAACACACAAAACCCUAGUCUCUGAACCCACCAUGUAUUCCAAACCCUACCCCUGCAGACCACAAGAAUACCAACAACCAUGUCGGAUCGACAAUCCUGGUCAAUUGACACCGACCUCGACGGAAUCGGCCUCGAACCCUCCGACUUCACAUCCUCAAUCCCCCUAAAAAAGGUCCCCUUCGGCGACGUUUUCGAGGCCUCUCGCGCCGGCGAUGUGUCUCGUCUCCGGGACCUCCUCGAUUCCGGCGUCAAUGUCAACGCUCGAGACCAAUGGGAUUCCGUGGCUCUCUACUACGCUUGCUUGGCGGGUCAUCUCGAUGCGGCCAGGAUGUUAUUGGAGAGUGGUGCGAUUUGCUCCGAGCAUACCUUUGAUGGAGACCGGUGUCACUACGCGGCCUUGAAUUUGAAGGUCAGGAAGCUUUUGAAGGCCUUUGAAGCUCGCCCGCCGCCUUUGGGCCCCUUGCAGGCCGCGUUGAGGGAGACUUUCUUGGGUUGUUGCGCUAAUCGGAAUUUUCUCGAGCUGUCUAAUAGUCAAUCCUCCUCAAUCCCAGGUAAUUCAUCCAAUGGGGGAUCCAGUUCUGGCCACUUCCCUCCAGAUGUGGUAUUUUACGUGCAAGGAAGGCCUAUUGAAGCUCACAGAAUCAUCUUGAGUGCUAGAUCACCCUUCUUCAAGAGAAAAUUUGAGACCCACUGGAUGGAUCGUAAGGAAGUAAGAUUCUCAAGGGAAAAGUUGUCCUAUCAUGCUCUUUACGGCCUCAUCCACUUCUUUUAUUCUGACCGACUGGAGAUUGCAGUAGAUGACAUGGAGGAUCUUGCAAGAAUUUGCAAAGUUUGCAAGUGCAAUUCAUUACAAAGGGUCCUCGAAAAAGAACUAAUUCACCAAAAAUAUGCAGAGUACAAAGCACUCAGAGAUGUAGACAACUCUCAGAAACGAUUUAUCUUGCAGGGCUUGUCACUUCCUGAGGAAGACCGUCUUCCUGCUGCCUUGCAUCGAAUCCUUCAAAUUUCUCUUGUUAGUUCCACCAGGGAACAAAACCCGGACUCUGGUGUUGAGAAUAUAGUAUCUCGUCUAGGUGCAAUGCAGAUGAGUGAGUUUGAGAAUGAUCUUGCCGAUGUUUGUGUUAGAGUUGAUAAAAAGGUAUUUCGCUGCCAUCAAGUGGUCUUAGCAUCCAGAUCAGAGUACUUUAAAGCAAGAUUAUCCCGCAUGAAGGAUUUUCUUGAAGGAAAAGAUGGUUUAUCUGAUUAUGUUCUUCCAUGUCUUGAAGAACAUGAUUUGAGCAUGGAGGCAUUUGAGAAGAUGAUCGAGUACAUGUAUACUGAUGGUUUGAAGGAUAUAGAUCCAGAUCAGGCUGAAGAGAUGUUCGAUGCAGCUUCCAGAUAUUUGUUAUUUCCUUUAAAGCGCGCUGUUGCUGAUGUACUGCUGCCUCAACUUGAAAUGGUUCCUCCAGCAGAAUUGUGCCAUUGGCUGAUACUAUCAGACAUGUAUGGUGUUCUGAAGAUUCGGGAGUUUUGUCUAGACGUAAUAGCCUGUAACUUCGAGACAUUUGCUGAUACUCCCGAGUUCCGGGCCAUGCUUUUGACCCUUCCCCCACCAUCUGGAGAUUCAUCACUUCGUACCACAGUACCAAGUGCCCCAGGUGCCGGGGUGAAUACAGACCAAGCAAAUCUUCUUGAUGAUCUGAGAGAGAAAUGGCUCGAGGCUGAAGCUGCAGAGCUUGACAAGAGAGAUGAGAGCGCAUUAUUGUUUGACAAGCGCCUUGAGAUGCUUAUGCUCAUUGCAGAACAAGAAAAAUCUGAUGUUCAUUCUAAUGAUAGCCAUGAUUGUGCUACAGAAACCGUUACAACCCUGUCCUCUGUUCUUGCACAAAAAUGAACAAAAAGGGUUAAAAAAAGAAGAAAGAAAAUAAAAUGUUUUAAUUCAUUUUUUCAAA